GCGGCCAGCUGCCAAGUGCUAGUUGUGACUGCUGCUGCCCGGCUGCUGGGAGAGGGCUGCAGCCUGUGAGCGCCCAGCACACCACACCGGCCAUGUGCAGCAGCCUGUGAGCGCCCACCACACCGUCCAUAUGCAUGUGCCCCCCGUGCAGCAGCCUGUGAGCGCCCACCACACCGGCCAUGUGCAUGUGGCCCCCAUGCAACUGGGAGAGGGCUGCAGUAACCCCUGAGCUGCCUGUGCACUGUGCGACAGAGUAAUGCUGCCAGUGAGACCAGCAUCAGCAGACGGCUUUGUGAUGGGGCUGCUGUAUAUAAUGCACGUUCUAUAUACCCCGGCUGCAUGUGUGCCCAGCGUGAGUGUGGGUGCCCCGGUGGGCGCAGGACGUGGGCUCCGGCGGUGCAGGGGUUACAGCUCACCACUAUCACACAUUACUGCACUUUCUUUGUACGUUUCCGCAUUGUCACCAUUUCCGCUCCCCCUUCCUUUUCCAAAAAGCACAAACUUUGCUGCUGCGCCUAGCCCUCCGACCAUGGAUGACCCCGAAGCGGCGGAGCAGCCCCGGGCACCCCAGUCCGCCCUCAGAGCCAUCAUCCCGGGGAAGGAGUUCCUGAGCUCUCGCAAAGGGCAGCUGCUGCUGGCAGAGUGGGUGGUUUCCUUCCUGACGUUCAUCUGUUACGUUGCAUCGUCCGCCGUGAGCCUCAUGACGGUGCCCCUCAUAGAGUUCCUGUGGGGUCUCUUCACAUUUUUUGCCUAUUCCACUAAACUGAAUGAGCAGCUGAAGGGGAUUUUGUGGCCUCUGCUGGACUUCAUUCGCUGUGUCUCUGCUGCCAUUAUAUAUUUUGUAAUAUCACUUGUGGCUUUGUCAAAGUAUUCCUGUGGCGCGUCCAAAGCAGCUGCGGUGCUAGGAUUUAUUGCAACCAUUGUGUAUGCCAUAGAUUUCUACCUGAUCUUCAAUGACCUCAUAAAGUUUCUAAAGAAGGGGGAAUCAGAAGAGACUGAACCUCAACAACAGAAGUCAGAUGAUGAGGAUUUUGACUCAGAUUCUGACUGAUGGGUUUUGUUUGUAACUCACCAUUGAGAAGACAGUGACCAUUCUCCAGGACAACAGGUGAACAUCUUUCCAUCAUGACUACCCCUGUGGAUACUUGCGGUCAAGACAAAAGCGCAAAGUAACCUAUUAUACCCAUUGAGGGAAGAGUGGAUAAACUUUAUAUAACAUUUUAUAAAAUUAAGAGGAGACCCAAUCUAUCAUUAGACUGUGGAUGUCAUUCAUUGCUAUUUCUGCAGAUGAGCUUCCAGUAAGGUGUUAUAGUCUGUACUUUAUUAGGUAGUACAGUAAUUCCAAUGCCAUCCUCAGCAGCUGAUUCAGAUACAAGAUGCUUAGAGAACGGAUUAGAACAGUAACAGCGCCCUCUUGUGGCAAAUGUGCAGAAAAGCAGUACAUACUCCUCUCCAAUACCUUGUAUAUGUUGGCUAGGCAUUUUUUGGUUAUAAAGGAUGAGAAAAGGUGGACUCUUAUUAUUCAGGAUCGUUAAGUGGGGAGUUUUUAAAUAAAAUAUCAGUUACCAAACGUGUUAUACUAAGGAUUCUAAAAAGAUUCUCUACACUACGGAUAACAAUUGUGCUGACACGCAAGUAGUGAUCCAAACAUAUAUAGGAAAGUUCACGUCGGACAACAAGUGCAUUUUGGAGAUCAGUAAAUAAAUCACUUGGGAUUGGAAUACUCCGAAACCUCUUAGGAAUGAAUCUUCACGGAGGUCAGGAAAAAUGAGGCAACGCGAAGGUGUCGUAGCGUGUUCCAGGGAUAGAACGUCGUGACAACACAAAUUCCAGGCGGAAAGCAUUGCCGAUCCGAGAUGGGACCAAUAACUUUUAUUUUUUAUUUGCAGAGCAUCUCUCUACUUAGCAAUAAAGUGCCUUGUGUUUACUUACAUUGUUUGAGGCGAUUAUUGCAUGUAAAUAAAUAUGUACAAUAAAAGAAAACCCUUCACACAA
This is a messenger RNA of Pseudophryne corroboree (corroboree frog), 1995 nucleotides long. It is a transcript of the gene CMTM3, whose product is annotated as CKLF like MARVEL transmembrane domain containing 3. The record is from RefSeq and is a predicted model, not a curated record. The transcript has 5 exons. Gene Ontology annotation, cellular component: membrane. Lineage: Eukaryota; Metazoa; Chordata; Amphibia; Anura; Myobatrachidae. Bases 257 to 1051 code for a protein of 264 amino acids.